Molecule: messenger RNA, 729 nt
Organism: Cladophialophora psammophila CBS 110553
Lineage: Eukaryota; Fungi; Ascomycota; Eurotiomycetes; Chaetothyriales; Herpotrichiellaceae
Exons: 3
Coding region: 1-729 (242 amino acids)
Source: RefSeq, a predicted model, not a curated record
AUGGGACCCUCGCUACUAUCCAAGUCGCUCCAAGCCGCUGGCAUCACGACCUUCGCGAGCGUGUGCGCCUUCGCCGUGUGGACGAAGCACUGCCACUUCACGGCUCCCGCGCAGUUCAACCCGGCCACCGAGCCGCUCUUCCGCUCUGCGUGGUUCGCCAGGUUCAACCCGCGCAACCACGAGGCCACCUACGACGAGUGCGUGCGCCGCAUCAGUCUCAGCAAGAUCCGGCCUGAGCUGCUCGAGGAUGCGCGGCAAGGGGGGACGAGGCUGGUCGAGGAGUUUUGCAGGGGCGUUUGGGGCGGGCCUGGCUACACAAUCCAACGCCUCUACCUACAAUCCAAAUACCGCAACGACACCACGACGGCGCACCAGCUGUGGACGCCCGCGCAGCUGCGCAGCUCGACGUACGAGGUGGGGACCGAGAUCACGGAUCACUUCGUCGUGCUGGACAAGACCCCCGACCGCAUCCUCAUCCGCUGCGGCGACUCGCCCCUGCACAAUCCGGACAAGCCCCGGCCCUCGGAUGGACUGUUCGAGAUGUGCGCCAAGGCCGAUUUUGACCAGGGCUUCGCCGAGUUCAGGCUGAAGAGCAUCUUCUACGUCGGCGAGGGCGAGUGGGCGUCGGCGUCGGCCAAUCGCGGACCCAUGCAGGGGACCAUGCUGUACGCGCACAAGUUGUACACGAAGUUGUGGAUGGAGAGUGCGCUGAAAAGGGUCAAGCAGUGA